Magnolia sinica is the source of this 902-nucleotide messenger RNA. RefSeq names its product BAG family molecular chaperone regulator 4-like. Gene Ontology annotation, biological process: protein stabilization. Gene Ontology annotation, molecular function: protein-folding chaperone binding; adenyl-nucleotide exchange factor activity. Bases 66 to 809 code for a protein of 247 amino acids. Gene Ontology annotation, cellular component: cytoplasm. Lineage: Eukaryota; Viridiplantae; Streptophyta; Magnoliopsida; Magnoliales; Magnoliaceae. The record is from RefSeq and is a predicted model, not a curated record. The transcript has 4 exons.
UCUCCCUCCUGAAAUCCAUUUUCUUCCAUCCCUGAAAUUCAUUUUCUGCUGGUGGGUUGGUGAGAAUGGAAGAAACGCCUAACAGAGGAGUAGGAGUUUCAGAGAAUGGGAUUGAGGAGAUAGAUUCGGAGCUGAGACCUAUUGAGAUGCUUUCCCAGAAAACGAACGGCAAAACCAACGGUGAUGAUGGGGUCUGGGCUUCAGGACCCAUGAUCAAAAUCAACGCCUCUCAUAGCACUAAACAGCACCAGAUGACUCUUCCUGUUCAUUCUACUUUUGGUGUGAAGGACAUGUCAAAGGUGGUCCUCAUGGAGGAUGCAGCCAGCAAGGAGAGGAAGCUUGAGGAGAUGAAGAGAGAUCAAGUGAUCUCUGAAGCUCUUAAUUCAGUUGCCCUAGUUAGAGCAGAGGUUGAUAAGCUCUCACAAAAGGCGUCUUCUUUGGAGGCAGUCAUGCAUGGUGGGACCAAGGUUGCUGAAAAGGAGUUUGUGGUGUUGACUGAAUUAUUCAUGGCGCAGUUGUUGAAAUUGGAUAGCAUUGACGCUGGAGGAGAAGCAAAAGUACAGAGACAGAGUGAGAUACUUCUUUCAUGUGAAUUGGAGUCUAGAGGAAUUAUCUGCUUCUCAGCCAAAUAUGCAUGUGUGUAUACGCACACACAUCCAGAUCAGUGGUGUGAGUGCCACACCAUAGGUGGAACAUGCUCCAAAAGUCUUCAUCAUUGGAAAAUCCAAUCCUUUGAUCAGUAUCUUGCAAAGAUACAAGCAAGGGACAAGAAAGGAUCAAAGGCUAAGAUACCUGAUAGUUGUAUAUGAUCAGCGUACGCAGUGCCGGUGCUGGGUUCUUAUUAGAUACUUGUAGCGGAGCUUUAAUUGAAUCCUGUUUGGUUGGUUGAUUAUUUUUUGAAA